This is a messenger RNA of Liolophura sinensis, 3636 nucleotides long. RefSeq names its product glycerophosphodiester phosphodiesterase 1-like. The record is from RefSeq and is a predicted model, not a curated record. Gene Ontology annotation, molecular function: glycerophosphodiester phosphodiesterase activity. The coding region runs from base 23 to 1027 and encodes 334 amino acids. NCBI's taxonomy places the organism in Eukaryota, Metazoa, Mollusca, Polyplacophora, Chitonida, Chitonidae. Gene Ontology annotation, cellular component: plasma membrane. The transcript has 6 exons. Gene Ontology annotation, biological process: N-acylethanolamine metabolic process; ethanolamine metabolic process; phospholipid metabolic process.
GAUCCGGUCGGCCGGGUUAAAAAUGGUUUCAGUGAGGACUUCCACCUUACUGAUCAAUCUUUUCAUUUUCUUUGCCAUUCUUAGCACACUUCUAGGAACUUUUCUGGCGUUGCCAUUUUUUAUAGCAGCUGUGGGAUGUCUAUUUUAUUUCCGCUUUGAUCAAGUGGAAAAAGAGGCGUCCGAUGAAAUCUUGGUAUCGAGAAAAGGCCCACAUAUCAUAGCUCACCGCGGCGCCAGUCUAGAUGCGCCUGAAAACACUAUCGAAGCAUUUAAACUGGCUUGUAAAAAUGGUGCAACUGCAGUCGAACUGGAUGUCGAAUUUACACGGGAUGGUGUGCCAGUAAUAUUACAUGACAGUACAGUUGACAGGACAACUAAUGGCACAGGAGAGAUCAGCAGCUUUACUCUGCCAGAGCUUAAGGUUCUUAGGGCAUCUGCUAUCCACAGCAGUAGAUUUCCUGAUGUCCGCAUACCCACCUUAGAGGAAGGUGUCAGACAAUGCUUGCACAUGGGAAUGAAGAUUUUCUUAGAUUGUAAAGGCAUCAAUGCCUCAAAAACUGCUGACACCAUUGCAAAUCUCUUCCAAAAGUAUCCAGACUUGUAUGGAAAUGCUGUUGUUUGUUCGUUCAACCCAUGGAUUAUUUUGAAGGUUCGCAGAAGAGAUCCCUUGAUCGUGACAGCUCUGACACAUCGUCACCAUUUUCUCUCUAUUAAGAGCCCAGGAUCAGAUGAACCACGAUUUGCUGAGCGAUGGAAACAGUUUUUGGCAGGUCCAUUGGAUAUGCUGUUAGAGUGGAGUCAUAAUUCCUGGCUUUGGUAUCUCUGUGGUAAUUCUGCUUUCCUGGCUCACAUUGACCAGGUGUCUGUGAACUAUGUGAAUGGCUGGCGUGCCCUGGGUGUCAGCGUUUUGGUGUGGACAGUGAAUGAGCCACACCAGAAGGAGAUGUGUCUGAAGUCUCUAGGCUGUCCCUAUCUCACUGAUACACUGACAGAUUCAACAACUAAACAACACUCCAAGAGGGAAUAACCAAAGGCGUGUGAGUUGAGGUACUGGUAGUUUGAUACCAUGUUAACAAGGGAGUAGGCAAGAUGUAGUGGAAAGUGUAGAUUAUUUUUCCUAAUUAUAGUAGAUGAUAAAGCCUGAAGACUGUACUAGUCAAGUGCUUCAGUGUGAUAUUACAUGCCAGAAACUAUGUUCUAGAGUAUUGUUGUCUUGUCUGAAUUUUUUCUUUAUAUUACCUAAAUUACCUCUUCUAAGUUAUGCUAACUUUAAACUUGUCUACUUCGUUGGUAAAUCUGGGCAUUGGGUGUAACAUACUGUGCUGCUUUUGUGUAGGUCUUUAUGGUGCCUUGUGGAACCCAGAUUCAUUCUGUUCAUGUGUAAUUUCCCUUGUAAAGCCAAGGUUCUUUCUGUUAUUGUGUUAGUGCCUUGUGGAACCUAGGUUCAUGUGGUAAUCUCUCAAAGAGACUUGUGGAACCCUGGUUCUUUUUGUUCAUGUUUAAUAGUCCCUUGUGGAACUGAGGUUCUUCAUGUUCAUUAGUUUGUCUCAUGGAGUCUUGUGAAGGUCUGAUUUAUGUGUUUAAUAGUCCCUAAUAGAAUCCAGAUUCUUUAUGUGCAUGUGUUUAAAAAUCCCUUGUGGAAUCCAGAUUCUUUCUGUUUAUUUGUUUAAUUGUACUUUGGAUUUUCAGGUUCUUUUUGUUCAUGUGUUUAAUAGUCUCUUGUGGAAUCCAAAUUCUGUUUAUGUGUUUAAUAGUACCUUGUGAUUUUCAUGCUUUUUCUGUUCAUGUAUUUAAUAUCUGUACCUCUUGGUGGAAUAGAGGUUCAUUGUGUUCAUUUGUUAAAUAGUCUGUUGUGUAAUCCAGGUUCUCUCUGUUUAUGUGUCUAAUAGUCACUUUUGGAAUGCCGGUUCCUUGUGUUUAUGUGUUUAAUAGUCUCUUGUGGAACCAGAUUUUUUGUGUUCCAAGAGUUGAAUAGUCCCUUGUGGAAUACAGGUUCCUUGUGCCUUAUGGAACUCUGGUUCUAUCUGUUCCUGUGUUUAUGUGGAUGUCCACAUGUUAGUCCUUAGUAGUACAGCCAUGGUAAAUUCAGUUCAUGCAUUCAGGUAAGUCCCUUAUGGAAUCUUGAUUCUCUGUGUUCAUUUCCAAUUUUUUUUGUGUGUGAUAAACCCAUGAACAAACAUUUCGUUUCAGCCAUGUUGUGUGUUUUAUUGUUCUGCUGUGCUCUUUAUACAGUGCUACAUGUAUGACAUGGUUUUAAGUGUAGCUUGAACUACAUUUUGAAAGAAAUCUCCUAAAUAACCAUCUUGUUAUAUAUAAUGCAUAUAUGCGCUAGAUUUAUACAUGAACAAACGUUUGUGUAAUGUUUAUGGUGUGCAUUUGAGCCAGUUUUGUUGUAUAUACAGAAAUGUUCAGUACGUGUUUGUUCAGCAAUCUCUGCGAUUUGUUUAAGCAUAUGUUGCAUUAUCUUGGGACUAUCAGUCACUUUAUUGAUUUAUUUGUGAUAUUAAAAUACUGGGUGAUAGAUCUUUCCUGUGACUAACUUGAUGGUAUUAUUGAUGUUAUUAAGAGGGUAGCAAACAUAAGCACUACAUGUUUACAGCAGAGGUGAUCCCGCUGAAGACAUUCUGUAAGAAAAUGAGCAUUUUGUGAACCCAGCAUGUGCAUGUAUGUGCCAGGGCUAAUAUGUGCUUAUUACAUACUGGUACUGUCCAUCACAUUUUGUGCUGGGUUUCAUGUAUAAAUGUAUGUAUAACAUACAUAUCUACUAUAUACAUCUCUAUUUGGUUGUACAUUGGCCAGAAAAAAUAAAAUUCAGUUAGCAUUUUUGUCAAAUCUUUUCACAUUUCACUUGUGUCCGAGGAUGUUUCAAUAUUAAACUACUGACCAGGGUUUUAAUCUUUACAUGACAUUAGAUAAUGUGAUGCAGAUUCAUUGUGGACCAUUUCUCCUCUAUGCAGGGUGUACAUCGUAUAUCCUGAAAUGGGAAUUUACUACAUCAUCACACACAUGCCUUAGACAUAUAAUCUUCUGUUAAAGGCAGUGGCAGCAAAAAUACAAAGUUGACAUCAGCUGAAAGACCAUUUCAUUUCAAAUAUGUUUUUCAUUAUGUUUUAUUCUUAAAAUGUAGAAAUGUAGCAGUAACAAGCAUUUUAGGUGUUUCAAAGUGAAGUGAUGUCAGUGAGACCUGUUUAGGUAGUAUGGCCCUAUAUGUCCACCUGGAUUACUUGAUAUUUACUCAAACUGAAAUGAAAAUGUUUAAAGAUAUUGUUUGAAUCAGAAUGAAUUGUCUGAUAUUGCAUUACAGAUUUUGUCAGCUUUGUAUUUUUGCUGUUAUUUCCAUUAAGGUGUGAAGUCAGAAGAAGCUUGUUGACAGUCUUGAUUUUUUCUUUUUACCUGGACGAUUUAAUGUAGAAUUUCCUCAUGAGGAUGAUCAUUAUUUUCGACAUCAGAUCAUUUUAUAUUAUGUUUAACCCUAAUUGUGAUGAAAUGUUUGAAAUUUUAUUUUUUAAUCUAACCAAAUGUGAUGAUGCUUUACCUCAACUUUUUUGUUUAGUACAUUGAAUUUCUUGCCGUUUGCACCGUAAAACACUAAAAGUCUGUAUUCACAGUUGUAAAAUCAAUACAGCUUUGUGUUUA